AUGAUCCCGACACGGGAUGGUACCGAGAUUGAGAUUAAGUUGUACAUGGCCAAAAAUAAGAGUCCUGGCUCUUCAAUGGUUAUACGCUACCAUGGCGGUGGGUGGGUUGUUGGUGGGCAUUGCACUGAACAGCCCGAAAAUCUCAUGAUUGCUGCUUGGACGAAUUCAGUGGUGGUCAGUGUCGACUACAGACAAGCGCCCGAGCAUAGGUUUCCGUAUGCACUCAACGACUGCUUCGAUGCACUAAUAUGGGUAACUAAUGUCAUGCAGUGCCGCGAUAAUGCUGCUUCCAUCGGUGCUGAUGCAUCCAAGAUAAUUCUCAACGGAAGUAGUGCUGGUGGAAAUCUAGCCAGUGUUGUCGCUCUCAUGGCCCGAGACGAAGGAUUCCAGGGUAUCGUAGCCCAGAUACUCUCAUUCCCAGUAACUUGCCAUCCCAAGUUCUUUCCAAAAGAAGCGUACGAGAUGGGCAGCUACCAGCAAAACUGCAAUGAUAGCGUUGUGACUGCUGCCCGUAUGGAAUGGUUUUGGGACUUGUAUGUGCCAGAGCCUAAAGACAACUGGCGCUACUCACCGUUGCUUGCGCAGUCCCUGAAAGAUUUACCACCAGCGUUAAUUGUGGCUGCGGGAUGCGAUAUUCAUCGGGACGAGGCAAUUGCCUACGCAGAGAAGUUGCAACAAGAGGGUGUUGAUACAGACUUAAAGGUGUACAAAGGAAUGCCGCAUUGUUUCUAUAUGCUUCAAACGCAUCCACAGACAGCAGACUACUAUAAAAGAAUUAUAGAGUUUGUUAAGAAAUUCUCUGGCUAA
Trichoderma atroviride IMI 206040 is the source of this 807-nucleotide messenger RNA. Lineage: Eukaryota; Fungi; Ascomycota; Sordariomycetes; Hypocreales; Hypocreaceae. The record is from RefSeq and is a predicted model, not a curated record.